Molecule: messenger RNA, 3942 nt
Organism: Linnemannia hyalina
Lineage: Eukaryota; Fungi; Mortierellomycota; Mortierellomycetes; Mortierellales; Mortierellaceae
Source: the annotation of a GenBank genome assembly
AUGUUGUCUGCCCUGUCGCCCUCCUCAAUAUCCAACGCAGCAAACAACAACCACCCAAGCGUCGAUGCACCAUCGAUAAAACCUUCUUCCGCGAUGAUAGACCACGCCAACAGCAACAGCAACAGUAACAGUAACAACAACAGCAACAACCCAAACAGCAGUAACAGUCCUUAUAACGAAUCCAGUGGAAUGGUCAGAGGAUCUCCUGGCAGGGAUUAUUCGACCGAGUCAUCAUCGUCAACUAUCGCCGGCGUUCAUCCGUUGUCCACGUCCAGCUCAUCCUCGCCGUCCUCUUCAUCACGACCCUUUCCUCAACAACUACAGCAGCAACAGCGUCGCUCUCAGACACCGACCAUGGCUUCGACACCGACCUUCCAGCACCAACAGCUUGUCAAAAUCAAAUCUGAGCACGGACUGACAACCCCUCACCCACAGCAACAUCAACAUCAUCACCAGCAACAGCAGAUGAACGCACCCGACAUAGUCAUGACUAAUGAGGAUGGAGAUGAGGAUGAUGGUGUGGCAGGAAGAGACUCGGAACGGCCUACAACCAGCCCCAUGCUCCCCAACGCAGAGACCAUGGACGAAGACGAGGAUGGAGACCAUGGACACGUACCUCACCACCAUCAUCACCAUCAUUCACAGCAGCAGGAAAAGACCCCUCUCAUGGUCGACACCUCUUCGGGUGCCAUUCACUCUCACACAAACGGUCCUCGCGGCGCUCAAAUGGCAAUGGCUUCGCCCAACAUGACUGCUACGCCCUCGACUGCGACUUUGACUCCGGACAGUAGCGUGACCAACUCUUCUUCCCGUCGACCUUCGCUGAGGACCAUGACGGCGACUCUCCCUCGGUCUGCGCUUCAGGAGGAGACGAUUGCCCUGUUCAAGCAGUACCGUAACCUUAUUCCUUGUGCCAAAUGCUUCUCUCGCAACACCAUCCAGCGAGACGGCAUGUCUGACGGCAAUCUGAGAUUCAAGUGCAGACCCCCAGUCUCGAUGAGCCUCAUCUGCAACAAGUCCUACAGCGAGUCCAAGAUCCGCAAUAUGAUUGCCGGCGUCGUUUAUGGUCAUAGCCUGCCUGAAUCCGGCACUCCUUCAUCUGCCACCUCGUCUGAGAACGUCCUUGCCCUGGCACUCCCUCCCAACAUGACCAAGUCUGGCUCUGGUCGUCGACCCUCUCAAAAGUACGCCGAUGCGAACAUGACCCCGGACCUCCAGCAGUCGCACACUUUCCAGGAUGAUCAUCACAGCCACCACAACCACCACCAGGAUCACAAGGGAGACGAGCGUGAGCUGUACCAGGAGCAUGGUCGUCCACAGCAAGGAGGAGGGUAUGAGGAGGCGGGAGAUGAACGUGGUGGUCGUCCUGGUAGUCGACGCCCCUCAUCGGCCAUGGCGACUCACCCACGUCGCCCCUCGCUGAUCGGUCAAGAGUCGCCCAUGAUGGAUUACGAAGAGUCGACGAUGAUGGGACCUCCCUCUGGACACCUCCAGGUUCCCAACACUCCACCAAUGGAGGGCGAAGAUCCAAGACUAUAUCGUCCUCAUUCCGCGCAGGGCCAUCGUCCCUUUACCCCUGUGAAUGUUCAUCCAACCGCAGCUUCGUCUUCAAACUCGUCCAACCUAGGUCCUCGUCAAGGCGCCCCGAAGCUCCACCACUCGCACUCGCACCCCAAUAUUGGUCAACAGCGACACCAGCAGUACCUUGACCAGCAGCGUCAUAUCCAGCAACAGCAACAGCAACCCCGCCAGGUUGUUCGCAUUGAGCCAGCGCAGCCUCACCAUGGCCAUGGAUCGGAGUUUUCGCGCUCUGAAAUGGCGGAGCGCCGAUUCUCUCACCCUGCAGCUCUACAGCGUUCUCCUUCUAGCAAGUACCUCCCUGUUGCCCCCAACAACACAGCUUUGUCCCCAGCUCUGUCGCCUUCGUCGCAGGUUUCGCCUCGCUAUGAGUCUGGCCAAGCACCAGCGUCGUUGGCUGGACCCGGCGGUCGGUAUGAAGAGACCCAUAGUCAAGGAUCGUACUACCCGCGAAGAAUGAGCCAGCCUCACCCAAGCAUCCAGCGCCCGUAUGGACAGCUCCCUCCUCCUCCCGUCGGUUCUUCUCACAGAUACGACCGACGCGCCAGUGAGGUUGACGAGUAUAACUACCAGCACCUCCGACAGUACGAGCGAUUGAACGCCAGCACUAUGCGAGGAGGACAUCCACUCAAGUCCAAGAUCUCGCCAAAGCAGUGCUCCCCACCUCGCUCGUCUGACAGCCCUCUGUCCGCCCAGCAGCGUGAUGGUCCUGUCCAUGCUAUAUCUUCCUCUGCUGCGUACGCUGUCAAGCCUGGGUACCCACCAUCGUCUUCGCCAUUGAUGAACUCUAACGUUCAGGGUCUUCGCACACCCCAGGCGGAGCCCAUGCGGUUUUCACACUCGAUGUCCUCAAUUGAAGCGCCCGGUUCUGCUACCUCUGGCGCUGCCUCUGCUGGAGCGAAUGGAAGUCGCCAUGCGUACCAGACUCCCCGCCAACAGGCUUCGUCCUCGUCGGUGUACUACCACCAACCCUCCUCUCGUGACGAUUUGGAGAUUCGUGACUCCUACGCCCAUGAUGAUUCCCGCGGCGACCAAUCCCCUGAAGACGCCGAUGGUCGCCUCUAUGCUAGGAUGCGCCAAGGAUUCAGAAAGCCAGGUAUGGGUCCAUCGAUCCGUCGCUUGGGUUCAAGCCCCAACCUCUACACCGUCGGGAGUAUGAUCGCUCCAAUUUCAUCUCCCUCAGCCAAGGACUUGAACUCUGCCCUCCCCCGCAACGCCAUCAAGCUGACUUGCUUCCCCAGCGCCGUGACCGCUUCUAAGGAUUCUCCUGUUGACGGCCAAGCACCUGGCGUAUCCUCAGUUGAUGACGAUCUUGACAUGAAGAUGAGCCAAAGCUCCAAGGUCGUCAUUGAGAUCACUCAGCCCCGGUCGACCUUUGAUCGCUCCUCCUCCUCGUCAUCGUUGUCUGGAUUCGAUGAUGUCCCUCGCCCUCUGUUUCUUUCAGCCUCCUCGGAACAUCCUCGCCGUGCGCUUCGUCAUGCCAUCUCGCAGCCCAACCUCCUUAUCCGGAACUCGUCCUCGGUCCUGGAACGUCGCCGAAGAUCGGUGUCUCCCUCUAGCAGCGACCGUGGUGGUAUCGACGGUAACAGUGGCGAGGAUGGGUUUGGAUCCUCCAAGAAGCGUCGUGCUGAUUCCUUGUCCCAAGACGAGGACGUCAUCACCUCCACCCCAUCCUCUUCUUCUGUCGCCGAGGCCGCAGCCGCAGCCGUGGUUGCUGCCGCUGCGAACGCCGCCCGCCAGAUCAAUGGCCAGGACUACUCCAAGAAAGACGUAAUUGGACUCGGAGUCGUCAUGGACGGCGAUACCGUCACCAGCACCAGCGGCUGCAACUCUCCCAUGAUCGACGCCUUGGAUGUCGCCAAAGCCUCGUCUUAUGUCUCGUUGGAGGACCAGAAGGAGCUGGGUAUUGACUACUCGCUGUUCACAAGAGUCGAGACGGCAGCAUGGAGGAUCUUGAUCCCUCCCAAUGUCACAGCCUCGUUCCGGUCGGAGGAUUUCGGUCUGACACUCAAGCCCAAGGCGAUCUCUGAGGCAGCCGCUUCGGCUUCUAUGGCGUCUCCUACGUCUGCUGUUGCUGGAGGGUGCGCAGAGAUCACGCCUUUGGUCGCUCCUAUGGCUGCCAUCUCGACCAGUGAGACUGAAGAUGAAUCGGCAGAGGAAGUGCAGGUCGAGAGUGUUGAACAUGAGAAUGCGGCGGUGGAGGGCGAUGAAGGCAUGGAUGUGGUUAUGGAGGCCGAUGGAGAGGAGGAAUCGAUGAUGACAACAACUGCAACGACGACCACUCUGACGACGGAAACAUGCGGUGAUGCUGUUGCUGCUGUCUCCGUGGAUUCGCGAGAGGAGAUGAUGGCCGAAGACGAUUAA